This is a messenger RNA of Porites evermanni, 5556 nucleotides long. Lineage: Eukaryota; Metazoa; Cnidaria; Anthozoa; Scleractinia; Poritidae. The record is from the annotation of a GenBank genome assembly.
AUGGAUGUACUUAAAAUAAAGGCUAAAGAAACCAUUUGUGAUAUUGAGCGGGCAGAAACAAAGCGAAAGAAUCUGUUACGCUACCUUAGACUUGCAAAGGAAAGAGCAGACUUGGCAGAUGAGGAAAGAGAUUCACUGAAGGAGAAGAUAAAAAACAAGAAAGAGGAGUUGGAGAAUCUCAACAAAGAAACAGCUGAAAAAUACAAAGAUCGCAUAGCUAAAGAAGAAGAAGCUGAAGAAAGUGAGAAGGCAAGGAAGGCCCUUGAAGCAAAGGAAUUGGAAGUCGGUGAUGGUUUAGUCAUGCUAGAGAUUAAGUGUAGAGAUACAAAGAAAAGUGCCGAUGAAAAAGAGGAAAAACUUGCUGAAGCCAAAGUCAGGCAUAGCAGUAUGAAGGCAGAACUAAGUGAGCUUUUGGCACGAUUAAACAAAGCUGAGUCCAAGAUCGUCAAGUUGAGUGAAGAGACAGAUUCUGACACCAUUAGAGUCAUAAAUUUAGAAAUCAAACACAGGCGGUAUGCCCAGCGUGAAGAAUAUUUUGAAGACAGAGUUGAGACCCGUGAACAGCAGAUCAGAAAUUUGGAAUUUGAGGCUGGCAGGAAUGAAGCAGAAGCUAAGUUGCUGGUAGUGCAAAGAGACAGACUGAAAUGUAAGUGUCAUCCCAAGUUAACCUCCUUCCUUCCAAUUAGAAUUUCGAACUGAAAAGAUUAAUGUAAUAGAUUUUAGGAUCAUUAGGAUUUUGAUUUUUGCCCUUCAAUUUGAAUAUUUCAAUGAUCAAUUGGUUUUAAUGUUGUAUUCCUUCUCUGAUAUUAUCAGUCUUAAACUGGAGAGCCACCUUUGAGGCCUUCCAAGGGGGGUUCUGAUGUCGCCUUGUCGCUCAUUUUCCAACCCUCCUGUCACCUAUUUGGCUAGAGACAAAUGUCGCUGUCGUUUUUUCGCUACAAUGCAAUUGCCACUGUCACUUUUUUGCUAGAAUACAAAUGUUCGCUAAACGUACUUAAUUUUUGCAUCCUCUAAUUUUGAUUAAUAUUUAAAUAGUUUUAAAUUGUUUGUUUAAUGAUUUAAUAUCUUAAUUUGUACAGGAAAUAGUAACACCAACAGAAGAUUUAGAAUCACGCUGGCCUGGUCAGUCAUGUCCCUGUCAAAAUAACAAAUUAAAAAGUUGUCGCUUUGUCAAAAUUAGAAAUGGAUUGUCGCUGUCGCAAAUUGUCGCUUUUUUCUGUAAGUCUCUGUCGGCUGACGGUGUUCUGGAACAAGAUUGUCACUACAUUUUUUGCAAAUUUAGGGCGAUGUUUCUUGUCGCCAAAACCCCUUGGAAGGCCUCACCUUUGCUACUUGAUCAAUUUAAAAGACAAGAAAGCCCCGCAAACCUCUUUAUUUCCAAUCAAAAUUCUCUCUUUACUUAAUGUGCAAGCACAGUAGCACAGUCUAAGGGCUGGUAAGUCACUUGGGGUUUACUGAUGUCUAAAAAUGUACAAAAACCUCAUUUCAUUACAUCAUACAAAUCUAAAAAUUGGACACUUUGUGCAUGGCCUCAGGUGUUUCAAUUAAAAAGACACUACAUGAUUCUGUCCAUUUCCUUAUACAACUGUAGGUUAGAGCAACAUUGUAUGUCCCCAUUAAUCAUAACUAUAACAAAAUUCUCAAAUCUGAUUGGCUAUCAACUGUCCUGAUUUUAGCACUAAUAGGACAGUGUAAUAGGACAGUACGUGUCAUGUCUAAGUAAUUGGACAGUACAUGUAUACACCAUCAUGCACGCUUAAAUGUUUUCUUUUACUACUAGCUAAAAAACUCUCAACAUUUCUUGUGUUUUGAAUUUUGUAAAAGCCUAAUAUAUAGAUUUAGCCAGGGCUAAAAGCGAAGCUCCCAUUAAUAAAUUUAUUAUUUAAAUGAAACAAUAAACUUGUAAUCCACAAAUCAGUUAACUUAAAGGCAAAUUCAUGCGACUUUUGAGGGAAAGGCUAAGUGAUUUUAGAGUGAAACAUCUUACAUCAAGUUGAUAGCCAUAUAAAACACCAAAAAAAAUAGCAAUCAUCUUCGAUCACAUUCAAGAGCCAUAAUGGCUCUUGAUCACAGUAGAUUAGACCUGGAAAACAAAUUCUUGGAAAACAAAUCAGGCCAAAGUUUUUGCUUUCGACAAGUUUACUUUACAAAAUCUUGCCAACAAAUCCGGGGGUGUGUAAACCAACCUUUUACACUUGUUAUACAUCACAUCUGAGGUGAAACAGUACUGUUUAUAAUACAGACCUCGGAUAGAAUGUAGUAUUUCACAAUUUUUCAAGACAAAUUGCACUCAGUCAACAUUCAGGACGAUCACAAUUAUUGUGAGCUUUUAGCGGAACCGUUCAAAAAAUUUCCAAAAUCACCCAUACAGCCAGCCAGUUCUCACUUUUAAUGAGCGCCAAAUUUGCAGUGAACAUUAAUAGAGUUAUGCCUCAACAUAAUAAAAAAUUUAUUAUGUUUAGUUUUUUAAGGGUUUUAUAACAAUGUGUAAUCUUAAAAAACGUUUGAUACGCGCGCAAUUUUGAGGUAAAUCCUGCAAGCGAUGUUCAUGAACGACUGAAAACGAACAGCACAGCAAUUAAAAUCGCAAGAGAGACUACUAACAAUCACGAAAAGAAAUAUAAUUCGGUGAAACAUUUACAGAGACAACAAUUUUCAUUCACGAAGACAAGUAUUAAAGCGUUUCUAAAACUCCUGAGUCUUAAAGCUUAAAGCUUAAUAAGUUUAUGUUUUAAGCCGGCCUCCCGGUGUUUGCUUUUCUCAAAGCUGAACUCGAGGCAAGAAAAUCGCUCAAAGUUUUCUUUCUACAGGCAAAUUUAUAACUAAAUAUUCUUCGGAACGUUUUCUUUGUAUUUGGGGUGAGAAAAUAUACCUAAAGGCUUUUUAAAGUUCUGCAAGUUUAUAUCAAACCUGAUACUAGGUCAGAUCAUUAUCUCAAAUCUUACAAACGUGCAUAAACUUGCUGUAUAAACUGUGCUCGACUACAUGAAAUUAUAUAUAUAAAAAAACAAACAUCAAAUACAAUCAUUACUCAAGCUUACCAUUCGAGAUGCAGCUCCUGAAAGCUACCAAGUAACGCGAGAAUCGCUUGAGGAUUUUGAAUCCUCUUUAGGCAUCAAGCAAGGCGAAAAACGAAAACGAUGCCAUCCAAAAUCAGAUUUCUGACUUUGACAAGCGACGGAUCUCUCAACCAAAAAAAACAAUAAACAAACUAUCUAUGAAUAACAGAAGACUCUUGAUAGCAGCUGUAUUUCAUUUUGUACAUCCAGUGGAAAGAGACAGUUAAAAACAUCACAAGUUGACACAAAACUCUGUCAGCUUCAGCUGUCAAAGUAAACAAGUUUCAACAUGCUGCAUAAAUUUUCCGCAUAAACUCAUCUGUCAAAUUUUGACCAAUCAGAGCAUAAAAAUUGGGCGUAGAGCAUGACCAACGCGUGCCCUGGGUAAGAAAAGGUCUUCCCCGCCUGUAUUUUGAAAUAACUGGCUGAAUUUUCGCGUCCAUGGUUAGUUUGGAAUCAAAAUCUUAAUAGUGUGGGGCCAUCGUGACAUAAACACCACAUAUUUCAUAUAAAUUUUAAAAAAAUAAACUUGAGCAUGCGAUAAUUUGAAAACUAGUAACUUGUCAGCUGGUAACUUCAAAAAAGUACUCGAUCUCGAUGGGUCGACACCUGAGCCCGCGAUACGGUCAGGUGAUACUGGUCAGCGGAUACCUUGUUUUGACAGCUGUCAAUUGAUCGCAACAUUGAUGAGCAAUCAGUUUUCUCCUGGGUUCCCAAAGUAGUUAGAAAGUGUGAACAUUGUAAACAUUGGUUGUCCUGUGGUGCGGACAGACGGUCGGCGGUCGGUCGGUGUACGGUCACGUGAUUACCAAAUUUUCUGGGAUGGGUAGAUUUACUAAGCUAUGGGCUCCACCCACACGUGUGGAGGUCCGCUAAAAUAUCUAAAAAAAAAUUGUUAUAGUUAUUAUUAAUUGUUUGCAGAACUGCGUGUUGUCCAUUUCGUAGUGAUAAAUUGUUGUUAUUUACUGUUAUGGCAAUUAUUGGCAUCAGCAUGUUUAUAUGAAGAAUUGUGCGGACAUGAGAGGGUCUCAACACCUUCCUCAACUUACAUUAUUUUUCACAUCAUUCUCUGCCUCAUCCAAUAAAAGUUGUUAUUAUUCAUUCAAAAUAUUUCACCAUUUUUGACUGGCUCAAAUCCCCUGGCUAAUUCUUCCUAACCAACUGGCAUUGACCAAAUUUGGAAGGUGCAAGCAAUUGAUUCAGUGAUAUAUCAACUUGAGAAUGACGUUAAGUGAUGGUAUGUUUUUUUGGAAACGGGACUCCUUCAGAUCGUUUCUAUAUCAUUUUAUCCUCAAUAACUCGAACCAUGUCUUUGGAGCACAUGACAAGUAAAAAAAAGGGUGCUGCAGUCCAAAACAUUGCAUUUAUUAAAACCGUGUAUUCUUAAUCAAGCUUUAUUCCUUAAUUCCUUUUUUUAAAAUAUCAAUACACAUUGUAUUCUCUUGCUGCCCUUGAAAUGAAGUGUGCAUGAUAUUCCUUCCCCUAGACUCCUCUAGAAGGUUGAAGCUUUCAGGAGUCAAGUGCAGUAGCAAAUUUUAAUUUGUUGUUGUUGUUGUUGUUGUUGUUACCUUUCAACUAGUAAUCCCUUUCUAACCAAGUGUUUUUAAAUCUUCUUUCUCUUUAAAGCCCAACUGAACUCCUGGAAAAAGCAAGUAGCACACCUUACAAGUGAACUGGAAGAUUAUAAAGCCGACCUAAGGCAUUAACUGACUCGUUAAUACCUGUAGCACAUUUGUAACAGUUACAUCUAACAUGCUGCCACAACUAGAAAUGAAGUUCUAGCUGUUAUAAUAUAUAACCAGACUGACUAUAUAAGAAGGCAAGAAUAUGUAACAUAGCCUUUUACAAGGAUUUUGUUUAUAAGCCCACCAGGAUACACGGUCCAUAUUGGUAUGGAUGCUUAAUUUUAAACUACAUGUAAUGGGAUUGUGUGAAAUGUUGAAUGCUGAAACUCGUGUAACAUGAGAAAAUCUAAGCCUGUGCGUUAUAUUUUCUAUUUUGGGACUCAUAAUACGGGAGAAAUAAAAUCUAGAACAAUUUCAACCAAAAAUCUUGUAUGAGCACCCUAACCGAAUUCACAGGAAUUUUGGCCUCACAGAAGAUUCCUAUAAGCCAGGAAUAAGUUUUUUCCAUUAUCCUCGAUUUCUUUGUAGCAAUAAAACUACACGUAUGUGAAUUUUAAUUCUUUACCCUUAGUACAAGCUAAUGAUGAAAGAUUUCUGUAAUUUAGUGAAGCGGUGGAAACACAGAGUAAAGCAUGGAAACUAAACGUUGGAUUGCUUUCCUUCAGUUCUCUUAAAUUGCUUCAGUACAGCUGUGGUAAAAUAAUGUUCUCAUUUUAAUUCCUGUGUAAUUUGUGAUGUUACUAAAUUCAAAUGAGAAAGAAAAAAAGAAAGAAGAAGUUGUAGUCAAUAGGACCAGUGUGAUUUGUGAAAUGACUUAUCUGUACUCUAUACCCCAAAAUCUUGAUUUAAGGACGUCUUGAAAGACCUUGAAA